AUUGAAUUUGUUUUGACGUUUAUGGUGGUGCACUUAUAAAACUAGCUACAACUAAUUUUCAAUUAGCUAGUGCGUUUGGUCUUGAAUAUACGUGUUACACCAGAUAAAAAAUUAUGCGUUAUUAGCUGUAAAUACUCUACUAAUAAUCUACACAAGCAUUUAUACCGAAAACUUGCAUAGGAGACAAUAAUGGCAGAUACUCUAGUGCUAGAUUGGCUCGACGAAUUUGAGUCUUUAACCGAAAGCGAAAUACACACGUAUGCGAACGAGCAACAGCAUAAUCAUGAAGUCAUGAUAGCCCUUUACAACGUUUUGGCCGAACCGCAAAAAUACAAAUCCGAUAACCUAAUCGAUGGAAUUUGCCAGCAAUUGCUAAACUUCUACAGGUCCGGCGAAAUUUAUCUAAAAAGGUUCGCCGUCCAAUUCAUUCCAUCGCUAGUGUUCCUGCACCUCUCCGACAAAUCCUAUUCAGCCAUUCAAACGCUACUAGUGAGCUUGUACAACCUGGAGGUUAUUGAUGCUAAAGGUCAACCUCGUACUCUCUCGUUUAGAAUCCCGAGCAUCGCUCAAUCUUCGAUCUUCCACGAUUCCAGUAUUCUCGAGCCGGCCUUCAUAGCGGAAAAUUCCCUGCGAAGGUGGGAAGAAUGCAAUACGAAAUUGGUCAGUUGGGGACCUUUGUCGCAGGUCGAAUGCCUCAAUGCUCAGAACCGACAGAGAGUAUCCACGGCCCUCAUCUUCCUCUACAAUCAGCAAAUCGCCAAUGUAAUCUUACAAGGAUUAGAACAGACCUGUAAAGGAAUAUCCAGAUUAGUUACGCAAGGUUUUAAUACGAAUUCAGAUAGCAAUAGAAGUUCGUUAAGCGAUAGCAGUAUACAGAAUGUCCUCAGUCCAAGGAUAUCUGUAUCGAGUACUCUUUUAAUUGAAUUACUGCAUAUCGUUUACCAUGGAGCUGAAAGAUGCGCAACUGGGGCAGUUCAAGCCCUUGACGAUAUAAUCCAUAGGGCUAAAUACGAAUCUUUUGCAGAUGUACUACUGGCUGGUAACGCUAUCAGAAGUUUGCUUCAACAUUCUUCUACGGCGAGUUGCAUUGCACCGAGGCCUUCGCACGCUCACAGCAUAUCGAAAUCGAUGAUAACGAAUGCAUCGUUUAGAACGAAGAAACUUCCCGACGACAUUCCCAUUCAAGACCCGAACCAGCCGAUGGCCGCCGAGGCGGCGCUGGACUCGAUCACCGAAGAGCAGGAGGACAUGGAGAAGGUGAAGACCAAAAGCUCCGUCAGUGCCUUGAAACAUUUGCCGAAGAUACCCGGAAUCGGUAAGAAACACAAGGCGAAAAACAACCCGCAGGGCGAUCACACGACGGAAAUGGCCGCCAUUGGCGCGGAAAUGGCCAACGAUGUGUUAACCGAUAGCAACCACACGGUGCACGUUAGCGCCGUUUGAACGGACGAGAAACGUUAGGAAUUUUAAUGUAAUGCACGAUUGGGAUGUUUCCGAUGUUCUGGGGAAUUGUGCUGUAUAAAGGACAUUCCCGCUCGCUAGGCAAUGACGUCACGAGCCGA
This is a messenger RNA of Phyllotreta striolata, 1562 nucleotides long. NCBI's taxonomy places the organism in Eukaryota, Metazoa, Arthropoda, Insecta, Coleoptera, Chrysomelidae. The record is from the annotation of a GenBank genome assembly.